This is a messenger RNA of Habropoda laboriosa, 1576 nucleotides long. RefSeq names its product coiled-coil domain-containing protein 137. The coding region runs from base 92 to 1024 and encodes 310 amino acids. The record is from RefSeq and is a predicted model, not a curated record. The transcript is spliced from 6 exons. Lineage: Eukaryota; Metazoa; Arthropoda; Insecta; Hymenoptera; Apidae.
UUUGAAUCCACCAUAUUUUCGCGCCUAUUUUCCUACGCAUUUACAAGCAGACGACAGUGUUACCCACGUGAAAGUCGUUUUUCAAAGAAAAAUGGGUCGUAAAAUUCCUGGGAAAAAGCAUAGGGGUGUGAAAGAUCCUCUUCAGCAACAGGCGAAACGACAGGCAGAGUUAGAGAACAAGAUAAACGCACCGCCAAAAGAUCCGGUUGAUCAACCAAUACCGAAAAGUUUAGAAAGAAUAGUGAAAUUAAAAGAUGCAAUAAAGUCAGGAAAGGUAGUUCGGGUAAAUAGAACGAAAAGAAAAAAGAGGAAGGAUGCACUGAUAUGCGUGGGUCGAGGGAAUCCUAAGCCUUUACAUCCCAAGGCUAAGCCAGACAAAGUUGUUCCUAUAUUUGAACAGAGGCCCGGAGAAAACGAAGAAAAGUUUAUGCGUAGAGUUAACAGGGAAACACAAGCAUUUAUUAAUGAAACUGCCUUUGAGAAUAAGUACGGUGUUCAAGUGAAUAGAAAUCUGGAAACAGGGAGGGUUGAAGGAUUGUCAAAAUGCGAUAUAACAGAAUUUGAUAAAAUUCAAAGGGUAAAUGCAAAGCAUAGGAAUAUUAAAAAGAAGAAGAAGAAGACCACUGAGGAACCUAAGAUGACCAAAGCUGAGAAGAGGAAGGAGAAAUUGAAAUUAAAGAAACAGAAACAGUUAGAAGAAAAGAUAGAUGAUUUUGAUAGUUUUAAAGAUCAAGUUAAAUUUGGUGAAGUUGUUCAUGAACCACCUCAAUUACAAGUUAGGCCAAGAAAGGCUGAAACUAUAAGUACCUCUAAGCCUGGCAAGAAGGAACUCCUCCUACAUUCUGUGCUCAAACAGAAUGAGAAGACAAAAAUGGAUCCUAAGAAAGCAACACCCAUAGACAGGAGAGGCAAGCGUAAAAAUUUGCCAGUUGGGGAAAGAAGGCAGUUAGAAAAAGAACAAAGUGACAUCAUAGCACAGUAUAGAAGGUUGAAAGCACAAUGGCCUACUGGUGUUAACAACUAGGGCGACCAGUUGAUCGGGUGUUCUCGAAAAUCGAAGCAGAACCAACUUCACGAUAGCCCUAUCCUACCUGAAAUCUGGAUCUUGGAGGAUCUACAUCCUCGUUCCUCGAGUAAUCAACAGGACCGACCACGUGACCGGUGUAUUCAAAGAUAAGAGGAAAAAGAAACGAGAAGAUGAUUCCCUACUAACAGAGUGUGGAAAUUAACCGAGUGUUGAUGUGAGAGCCGCAUUAACGUGUUAUUAACGUCAUGUAACGUACAGCGCGAAAGUAAUCAUGGAGAAGGCCUGCCAGUCGACUUGGAGUAAUCCGAGAGCCACGAAGGGCGGCGACGCGGUGGAAUCGAAAGGCUGACAGUGUCCACAACUCCACCCGGUAACAUUCCAGACUUUGUAAGGAAAAAAGUCAUCGACGAGACGUUUGCCAGUGUGUUAGUGACUUAAGUGAGAAGACUUUCGCCAAAACGUCGACGAUCGCGGCACACGUAACGAACCUCGCGAUUCGCGACCGACAUUCCAGGCUUCCGCGCCGUCCCGCUCGCGAGAGGAACUCUG